Messenger RNA from Callorhinus ursinus (northern fur seal), 1483 nucleotides. It is a transcript of the gene CCDC102B, whose product is annotated as coiled-coil domain containing 102B. Lineage: Eukaryota; Metazoa; Chordata; Mammalia; Carnivora; Otariidae. The record is from RefSeq and is a predicted model, not a curated record.
GAAUGCUACUUCUUCCCAUAUUCCACUGGACAAAAUAAAUAUGAAUUUAGAUUCCAUCCAUCAGUUAACUGAGGAAACACAAAUCAUCCAGAUGCCACAGUCAUCAAUAAAACCACCUUGUGACACGGUAGCACCUGCUUCCCCCCCCAGGGACACUUGUCAUUCCUGUUUGCCACUUCAGGGGCUGCAAUCACAUGCCGCUCACAACGUCUAUGUGCACUCAUGCAACACCAAUGAGUGGAAUAUUUGUGAAGAGCUUCUCCUUCGGGAACUUGAGGAAGUCAAAGCCAGAGCUGCCCAGAUGGAGAAGACCAUGCGGUGGUGGUCAGACUGCACUGCCAACUGGAGAGAAAAGUGGAGCAAAGUUCGGGCUGAAAGGAACAGCGCCAGGGAGGAGGGAAGACAGCUCAGAAUAAAAUUAGAGAUGACAAUGAAAGAAUUGAGUGCAUUGAAAAAGAAACAAAGUUUGCCACAUCAAAAGGUGUUAGAAACCACCUGGGACCUGAAGCAUCCUAGUUUCAUAAAAGUGCCUUCCGCACCAGGAGACCAGUUUCAAAUUGGUUCACAGACAUGUAAGUCUAUCAGAGAAUGUCUGGUGAGAAGAGAAUUUCCUACAAAGGACAAUGCAGAUAGGAAGGAAGAAGUUUUGAUUAUUGACCAGUUAAGAUUAAAUGAGGAGAUGAAACUCAAUCUUAACUGUCCUGAUUCAUUCAAGAAUAGUGGUUCUGACAACUGUACACUGAAAUCUUCAUUAAGACUGCAGGCAAUGACCCUGCCUUUGGAGAGUGAAGUGCCUGAAAUUUCAGCUUUGCAGGUGCAUCUGGAUGAGUUCCAAAAAAUUUUAUGGAAAGAAAGAGAACUGCGCUCAUCUUUGGAAGAAGAAAUAGAACGACUGGAGUCAGCUUUGUCUGUAUGGAAAUGGAAAUAUGAAGAACUGAAAGAAUCAAAGCCAAAAAGUCUGACAGAGUUUAACAUUAUUCCUGGUCAGCAUGAAAAUGAAAUGGAAGAACUAUCAGGAGAUAUAAAGGAAGAAUCAAAAUCUCAAAACAGCAAGGAUAGACUGAUCUUCCAGUUAAGAGCUGAGCUAGAGAGAUUGCAGGCUGAAAAUAUCUCAGAGUGGGACAAGAGGGAAAUACUUGAAACAGAGAAACAAGGACUGGAAAAAGAAAAUAGAAGGCUAAAGGCUCAGAUGAAAGAAAUGGAAGAGCUGCUGGAUGGGAAAAACAGAUUCAGUGCAAACUCUCAAAGUCCUGAUUUCAAGACAUCACAAAUUGAACGGCAGGAAGAAAAAAAGGAAGAAAAAGAAAAAGGAGAUACUCACACAUCGUUAAAUCAUCUGGCCUGUUGCAGUGCUAUAUUUUUUAACUCGCCCCCACCUGAAACGCUUCUCAUGUGCAGCCAGGGUGUGGUAAUGCUGCAAGAACAAAAGGGAGCCAAGUCUACAGGCACCCAGCACUUUCCUAGCCCCUUCCCAACAGACUAG